AUGGAUCGAGAUAAGCUAAAUCGUCUCGCUGGGAUACUGCAGCAAGCUUCGGAAGUUGUUCGAAGUGUUGAUGAAACUCAUGAAAGUACAACCUCAAGCAAUAACAGUACAAGAUCGACAAGAACAAGCACUGAUUCUGAGACACCAUCUAGGGAUGCUAGGGGUCGAUCUACCACAGCUUCAUCAUCAGCCGUUUCUGCCGGCAACUCGAUCACCGAAGCCUUAUCUAGAGCUAGGCAAAUGAUGACUGCAAGUUCGAAUUCUGGAUUGUAUAGACGAUUGAAUCGCAACGAGCGACUUCGUGCAACCGCAUCCCCAUCAAUGGGAAGACCAAAAAAGAAAGCUAAAAUAGAAAAAAAACCUUUCGAAUUUGCGUUAAUCAAAGCUGCGUCAUCUGAUGAUGAAGAAGAAGAAGAAGAGCAGUUGGAAAAUUUGAAAAAGGAGAAUAUUAUUGAAAGAGGAAUCGUGGAAUUAUUGGAGGAUGAUAGUGAAAAGGAAAUUCGGGCAAAAUUGCUAUCAAGCCUUAAGGGGACUUAUUCCAUUCUUGGACUGAACGAUUUUGAAUUCGUGAAGGUCACCCAGAAAAAAAUAACACUGCUAAAAAUGGCAGAAGGUGCUCAGUAUAACUAUGCUGUGGUAAAGAAACUGGCAGGUCAAGGCUUAUUAUACAUCAGAAUCAAGAAAGGGUUUGAAUUUGUCUUAAAUAAUCCCCCUGAGUCGGAUGAUGAAGAUUUGGUGACUGUGAUUGGUCAGGUUGAGCAACCUGGUAUGUCUGAAACAAAUACUUCAAGUGUCAUGUCUCCUACGUUGCUUUCAGAGAGCCAUUAUACUACCUCAGGUGUAGUUCAACCGCAAUCAUGGAAAAUUGAUGAAAGAUAUCAAACAAUUAUUGCUGAAUUUCCAAGUGACAUGAACGAUACUAGUAGUGAGAUGCUUAGAUAUUAUCAAGGCAAGGUUCAUAGAGGAAGGCCAUUAGAUAUAGUUGAUGAAUACACAGCAUUAGAGGGUGAAACAAAUUUUAUAACUGUGGAUCGAGAAAACAUUUUGCAGACAACAUUUGAAGAAUUAAAAGAAAUUGAAGAUCCUGCUGUUACAUUUGAAGUAGAUUUCUAUAGUGAAAGAGCUCAGGAUAGCGGUGGUCCUCGACGAGAGUGGCUUAGAUUAUGCAAUCGAAAGGUAAGAUCAAUGUUUGUUCAAAGCUCAAACUGUGUAUAG
Messenger RNA from Paramuricea clavata, 1215 nucleotides. The record is from the annotation of a GenBank genome assembly. NCBI's taxonomy places the organism in Eukaryota, Metazoa, Cnidaria, Anthozoa, Malacalcyonacea, Plexauridae.